Molecule: messenger RNA, 429 nt
Organism: Penicillium daleae
Lineage: Eukaryota; Fungi; Ascomycota; Eurotiomycetes; Eurotiales; Aspergillaceae
Product: single-stranded DNA-binding protein
Exons: 3
Coding region: 1-429 (142 amino acids)
Biological process (GO): mitochondrial DNA replication; positive regulation of helicase activity
Cellular component (GO): mitochondrial nucleoid
Molecular function (GO): single-stranded DNA binding
Source: RefSeq, a predicted model, not a curated record
AUGUCCGCCUUCACUUCUCUCCGUCCCUCCCUGGGCCUCGCCCGCACCGCCACCCAGGCCUCGCGCGGCUUCAGCUCCUCCGCUUCGCGCUCCGUUGCCCGCAUGAUCAUCACCGGCCGUCUGGCCGCUGAACCCGAGUUGCAGGCCACUUCUUCCGGACAGGACGUCAUCAAGUACGCUAUCGGCACUUCUUUCGGUUCUAAGGAGAACCGCCAGACUAGCUGGUUCCGGGUUGCUAGCUUCUUGCCCGAAGGUUCGCAGCGGGAUUUCAUUCUGGGGUUGCCCAAGGGUACCCUCGUUUACCUUGAGGGUGAUGCCAGCAUGCGCAGCUACGAGGAUGCCGAUGGCAAGAGGCACUCCGCCCUGAACAUUGUCCAGCGCUCCCUCGAGGUCCUCAGCCGUCCCACGAACCACUCCGAGGAGCACUAG